CGGACAUUGAACAAAUGGUACCAACAUGACAUUUUGAUGUGGCAACUUCCUUUUUCUCGUGUUCUUUUGACAGCACGAGGUUAUAAUUUCUAUUUUGCGAUAGAAAAGAAGCAGCAAUGGCUGAGGAAAACUGGAACGACGACAACAUGGAAGGCGGCAGCAUGGCUGUUGAGGCCAUGCCGCUACCACAGGCCGCUGACAUUCCCGAAAUCAAAUUGUUCGGGAGAUGGAGCUGUUAUGAUGUCCAGGUUUCUGACAUGUCUCUCCAAGACUACAUUUCCGUAAAAGAGAAGUACGCCAAGUACCUGCCACACUCCGCUGGGCGGUAUGCUCACAAGCGUUUCCGCAAGGCUCAAUGCCCCAUCGUCGAGCGUCUUACCAACUCUCUGAUGAUGCACGGUCGUAACAAUGGCAAGAAGCUGAUGGCCGUAAGAAUUGUUAAGCACGCAUUUGAAAUCAUCCACUUGCUGACUGGGGAAAACCCUCUACAAGUUCUGGUGACUGCUAUCAUCAACUCUGGCCCCCGUGAAGACUCGACCAGAAUUGGUCGUGCUGGUACUGUGCGCCGUCAAGCUGUGGAUGUCUCUCCCCUGAGACGAGUUAACCAGGCUAUCUGGUUGCUGUGCACUGGUGCCCGUGAGGCUGCUUUCAGGAACAUUAAGACCAUUGCUGAGUGUGUGGCUGAUGAGCUCAUCAAUGCUGCUAAGGGUUCAUCUAACUCGUAUGCCAUUAAGAAGAAGGACGAACUUGAGCGUGUUGCUAAGUCCAACCGUUAAUCUAUAAGGGAUACACUCAAUAAAAAAGUAAGAAAA
Molecule: messenger RNA, 812 nt
Organism: Pectinophora gossypiella (pink bollworm)
Lineage: Eukaryota; Metazoa; Arthropoda; Insecta; Lepidoptera; Gelechiidae
Gene: RpS5
Product: 40S ribosomal protein S5
Exons: 2
Coding region: 117-776 (219 amino acids)
Biological process (GO): ribosomal small subunit assembly; translation
Cellular component (GO): cytosolic small ribosomal subunit; ribosome
Molecular function (GO): structural constituent of ribosome; rRNA binding; mRNA binding
Source: RefSeq, a predicted model, not a curated record